Linum tenue is the source of this 1461-nucleotide messenger RNA. Lineage: Eukaryota; Viridiplantae; Streptophyta; Magnoliopsida; Malpighiales; Linaceae. The record is from the annotation of a GenBank genome assembly.
AUGUUUCCAAUACUGGUUCGUGUUGCUCUGAGGAAGAAGCCUGCAGCUACAUCAUCUUCGAUUUGGUCCCUCCACAGAGUACUAUUACUAAGACCACCACCACCAUCACUGACCUCCAGCAAUCACCAUUAUCAUCAUCUCAAAAUCAACCUAACCUCCGCAGAAACCAUCAAACCGUCUUCCCCAACUCCCGCCGAACUCGCCACAUUCAACUUCAAGCUCUCCCUCAUCGACAACAUAGUCCCGCCAAUUUAUGUGCCUCUCAUCUUCUUUUUCCUUCCUGCUCCCGGAUCCACGGGAUCAAAACCCGCAGGGGAGAGAAAUUUCGAGACCCUCAAGUCCUCACUCGCCCAGACCCUCACGCGCUUCUACCCACUCGCCGGCAGGUUGUCCAAAUCCGUCGUCCAUUGCAACGAUGAGGGCGUGCCGUUCUCUUCCGCCGCGGUCGACGGCGACAUCAACGAUUCCUCCCUGGCUGAUUUUCUCAGGAGCCGAAUCGAAAUCGACUCGCUCCAGCAGUUCCUCCCUUUCCCCGCCGAAUGGAUCUCGGACCUCGAAUCGGUGCCGCAGAUCGCCUUCAGGGCCACCGCUUUCCCCUGCGGCGGCCUCGCGAUCGGUGUUUGCUCGUUGCACAAGAUCGUAGACGGCCCCACUCUGGCCGAUUUCUUGAAGCUCUGGUCCACCGUCGCCAGGAGCCAUGAGAAAACGGCGGCGGCGGCAGUAGGCGGCAGCGCGUACGCUCACAAUCGCGCUGCCACGUCACUCCUGCCGCUGCGGCACGGCGAUGUCCCCGCAACCGCAGGGGAUUUUGUGGCCCAACAAGGAGGGAAGAUCCGAACGAGGAGACUCACAUUCGAUGAAGAAGCGGUUCACGCGCUGAAAGCCAAAGCGAAGAGCGUGGAGAUACCCGACCCGACCCGGACGGAGGCGGUUGCUGGGUUUUUGUGGAAAUGCGUGAUGAGUGCAGCGGCCCGAGCUGCGUCGGCAGACGGGGCAAAACCCAGAUCGGUUGUCUCAAUCGGAGGAAUGUCGGUUAACCUCCGAUCCCGAAUGAAUGAGCCAUGGCCAGAUUACUCGAUCGGCAACAUGAUCUGGACGGCUAUGUCGUUGUACCACAACGAUCACCAAAAAGACUCUUUAGAUGAUGGAACAAAGACACUGCAAGAGCUGCCGGCAACGGUGGCAGAUGCUGCUGCUAAAAACGAGAGUAUAAUAAUGCCAUUUACAAUAACUUCCACGAUUGCACUGAGAUUCUACGAUGUUGAUUUUGGAUGGGGAAAACCUGCUUGGGUCACCAUGGCUCAAUUCCCCAACCUGAUCCCGAAUUUGGCCGUUUUGUUGCAGUCCCCCGGUGGAUAUGGUGCUGAAGUUUGGCUGACCUUGCAUGAAAAAGAGAUGGUCAUGCUGGAACAAGAAGUUGAGUUUGUUACUUAUGCUAAGAAUAAUAUGCCUGUACUUUGA